This is a messenger RNA of Macrosteles quadrilineatus (aster leafhopper), 953 nucleotides long. RefSeq lists its product as uncharacterized. The record is from RefSeq and is a predicted model, not a curated record. NCBI's taxonomy places the organism in Eukaryota, Metazoa, Arthropoda, Insecta, Hemiptera, Cicadellidae. The transcript is spliced from 3 exons. The coding region runs from base 81 to 953 and encodes 290 amino acids.
UUCUCAUUCGAAGAUUCGAUUAGAUUCUUGUGUUGUGGAACUCAGUUAGAUUUUGUCUAUUCGGUAGUAAAUAUAAAAAUAUGACAGAUUGUGCAAGUCUAGAAGCGGAUGAAGCUCAGAGAAGAUUCGUGUCUAUUUUAAAAGAAUACCCUAUUAUGUUGAACGUAUCUAUGCUCCCGGAAAUACGAAAAAAGAGGACCGCCGCGUUGACGGAAAUCACAAAACGUGUUGAACUUGAAAUGAACGUUCCGAUCACCGAGUGUCAAAUAGCGAAGAAGAUUCAGAACCUGAAGAGUAGGAUCAAGAAGAGAAAUGAACUCAUGAAGGCUGGGAAGAAAACGUUUUAUCUUAAAGACUGGCAAAAAGACUUCUCAGAUUUUAUGGAAGAGGAAUCUAAGUUGGCAGCGCUGAGGGGAAACAACUUCUGGGUUGAGCAAGGUGCUGUAUCAGCAGAACUUCUGCGAAAUGAUUCUGAAGGUGGAGAAUUUCUUACUUUAAAUGCAGAAAACUCUGAGGUGGAUGUAAACAGCUAUUCAGAUGAAGAUGAAAUGUGCAAACCUCUUCCCCAAGAAAUAUUGAUGAAUCAUUCUGCUGGAGAAUCAACAUCUCACACAGAAAAGAGACACAGACUUCCUGAAACCGAAGAAACAAAAAGGUUGUCAACUGCGGAAUUGAAAAGGCUUGUCUUACUAGAACAAUUAAACUUCUACAGAGAUGCAAAUAAAUUAGUUCAGUUUAAACUAGAUGAGCAGUGUAAAAAGAGCAGAGAAGAAGAAGAAGGAGCUCCGAACUGCUCAAUGUCAUGUUUGACACUAGAGUGUUGUGGUGAAUUCCGCUGUUUGAGCGAGCUACGAAUGUGUCGCGUGACUAGUGUCCAGGUUCCAAAACGCUGUGGAUCACCGGUAUCACCACCGGCGGCUCCACUAGCUGUGCCACAUGUUGCUCACGGCUAA